UACGGGGGUCGUAUGGGUCAUUAAUUACAGGAGGGUCGUUACAAUGUGAAUGAUGCGCUGCAGUGCUCCCAUGUGUCCACCAGGUGUCGCUCACCUCCAGUAAAAAUAACCACAGUCCCUUCAUCUAGUAAAGAUCUGUCACCUGUAUUUAGCAGCUGGAUGAGAAAUUGUGCCGCCAUAUGACUGCUGCUCCUAAUAUAACAGGCAGGUGAUGAUGAUGAAGCUGACGCUCAGUAAGGUCACGGGCAGCGCUCGCCUCGGGGUUAUCACCGCUUUGGCGCAGAGCGGCGGGGAGAAGACGCUGGAAGUCCCUGGCUGCCUGCUCUACACCCGGACAGGGUCGCCCCCUCAUCUUACCCACGAUACCCUGCAGAACAUCGCCGGCGUCCCUCCGGUCACUCACCUCACACUGUCCACACUAGCAGAACAUCAGGAAGUGCUGGAGGAAUAUAAAGAGGGGAUCGGGAAGUUUGCUGGAUUAUCAGACACUUUGCUCUAUUGCUCAAUAAAUGACCCCGUUACCCCGAAUCCUCCUGGAUACAACACCAAUAAGACCGUCUCAGUCUGGGGAUCAGGGGGGCGGUUGGAGCUGACGCCCCAGAGGUUCGUGUCCCUGCAGGGCGCCCUGCGGGUGGACUGGAUCCAGUGUCUGUGUGACGGGGAGGCGGCAGCCGAUGGCUGCUCCAGGAAGAGGGCCAAGAAGUCUGUGGACCGAUCGCUGUCAUUCCUGGACGAAUGUCUGAAGCUGAUGUCAGAGAAUGAGGCUCUGAAGCAGAAGGUUGUGAUCGGCGCCAUCGAGGGAGGAGACCUCCAGGAGGAGCGGCUGAGAUCAGCGAGAGAGACGGCCAAAAGACCCGUUGGGGGAUUCCUGCUGGACGGAUUCCAGGGGGGCAGCGGGGACCCCGAGAACAAGCUGAACCUCAUUGCGGCAAUCACAGCCGAGCUACCGGAGGACAAGCCCCGGUUCAUCCACGGCAUCGGGCGGCCGGAUGAGGUUAUGGACUGCAUUGAGCGCGGUGUAGAUCUGUUUGACAGCACCUUCCCGUACGAGGUGACAGAGAGAGGCUGCGCCCUGAGCUUCACCCACCAGUACCAGCCGGACCCCGAGACCGCAGGUGAACCCCAGCGCCCUGUCCUUGACAAGAAGGAGCUGAUUAAUGGGGAACAGACCGAGGAUGAGUCUGAGGAUGCAGAGGACGACCGAUCCAGCAUCACCGCUUAUGAGAUCUGCCUAAAGGAGAAACGGUUUCGCGAAGACUUCCGGCCGCUUCUCCAGGGCUGCGCGUGUUACUGCUGCCGGCAUCACAGCCGCGCCUACGUCCAUCACCUCCUCAUCUCCAAGGAGCUGCUGGCCGGGAUCCUCCUCAUGAUACAUAACUUCCAGCAAUACUUCAACUUCUUCCGAUCCGUCCGCGAGGCCAUAAGUGACGGAAAGUUCCAGGACCUGAAGGAGAUGAUCAGGAAACAGGCGUCCUGAGACCAAGCCCCGUGAUAUUACACUACUAUAUAAUAAAAGGGACCAAAAGAUUUCGUAAAUUAUUGUCCUGUAUUAUACUCCAGAGCUGCACUCACUAUUCUGCUGAAUGAACUCGGUCAUUCUUUGUGUGGUCUAAGCCCCGGAAGAUUCUGCCAGUACACGUGCUGUACGGAAAGUGCGCUUAGAGAUUCUUCAUGUGGACAUUUUGUUGUGAGAACAUAGCCUUAGGGUACAUUCACACUGGCGGCUACAUUUGCGGGUUUCCCGCUGCGUAUUUGAAAGGGGGCGGGCUCUUCCCAGCUCUGUAAUAUGCAGCCGCUAAUAAGUACUGGAAGGAUAAAGAUUUUUUAAUAGAAGUAAUU
This is a messenger RNA of Hyla sarda, 1839 nucleotides long. It is a transcript of the gene QTRT2, whose product is annotated as queuine tRNA-ribosyltransferase accessory subunit 2. Gene Ontology annotation, molecular function: tRNA-guanosine(34) queuine transglycosylase activity. Lineage: Eukaryota; Metazoa; Chordata; Amphibia; Anura; Hylidae. The transcript has 10 exons. Bases 212 to 1477 code for a protein of 421 amino acids. The record is from RefSeq and is a predicted model, not a curated record.